Messenger RNA from [Torrubiella] hemipterigena, 1377 nucleotides. NCBI's taxonomy places the organism in Eukaryota, Fungi, Ascomycota, Sordariomycetes, Hypocreales, Clavicipitaceae. The record is from the annotation of a GenBank genome assembly.
AUGCCGGCCCAACUCAACACCUCCAUCAUGACUGGUCUCCCAAUCCGCAUGCCGACUGAUCAAAACGGAUACUACCGCAAGCAACACAAGCACUCGCGCUCGUCAUACUCGGAAUCAUCCCCCCUUGCCAACUCGCGGAAUAAUUCUCUUACCUUCCGCCCUCCCAAGCGCCUCAUGUCCGCACCAGAUAAGACGAUCGCCAUCAUCAACGCCAGUGGUCGCCAAGCAGCGUCGCUCAUUCGGGUUGCCACCGCUGUCGGAUACCAUGUCCGCGCACAGUUGCGAAAUCUCGAGGGCGUCGUUGCGACCGAAGUUUCAACAAAUCCAAACGUCACUGUUAUUGUUGGUGAUCUCUAUGUUAGGCAUAAGCCGACAGCUGAGAACAGAGAUGUUACGCAAAAUGGCCCUCUUUCCGGUGUCGGAGUCAAUCACGAGCUCAUCUCAAAUCUCUUCCGUGGCGCCCAGCUUGCCUUUAUUAAUACUACUUUUUACGGAGACGAGCUUUCCAUUGGCAAGGCGCUUGCCGAUGCCGCCAAAAAGGCCAACAUUCAACACUUUAUUUACUCAUCAAUGGCCGAUCAUGCGGCUUACAACAAGGAUUGGCCAUCGCUCCCGCUAUGGGCUGUCAAACACAAGGUCGAAACCUACAUUCGCCAGCUGAACCUACCCGCCACUUUUGUCUACACCGGAAUCUAUAAUAAUAAUUUUACGUCACUCUCAUACCCCCUCUUCUGCAUGGAAUUGCAAGAUGAUGGGUCGUUUGUAUGGCAAGCGCCUUUCCACGAGCACGCCAAGCUCCCAUGGCUAGAUGCUGAGCACGACGUUGGCCCUGCCAUUCUUCAGCUGUUCAAAGACGGUGUCGCAAAGUGGCGCAAUGAGCGAAUUGCGCUAGCCUAUGAGUAUCUCACACCUACGGAGGCUUGUGAUCUCUUCUCUCGUGGCGUUGGCCGCCCCGUUCGAUAUGUUCGCGGCCCAAUCGACAUCAAAGUACGCAUCCCUGCCGGAUACCGCCAGCAGCUUGAAGGACUGGAGCAGCUCUUUAAACUGGACGAGCGAGAUCCCAAGAAGCAGCCGCCUUACUUUGGCGACGCAAAACUAGAGCGAAACUGCCCGACUGAAGCGCUUGAGCUGUGGGAAGGUCCUCGAGGUUUGGAAGAGUACGCCCGCGAGGUGUUUCCGCUUGAAGAAGAGGAGAAUGGAUUGACUUGGAUGUUUGAUGAUGAAGAAGUGGAUAUUAAUGACGAGAAACUGAACAUUGCUGCUACGAUUGUCGAGCAGCUACGCUUGAAUGACGACUCGGACGACUCGGACUCGGACGAUGAUGACGGACUGGUUAUGGGAGGACUGAAGCGAACAGCAGAGCAUUGGCUGGCAUGA